Messenger RNA from Talpa occidentalis (Iberian mole), 1014 nucleotides. Its product is annotated as galectin-9-like. Lineage: Eukaryota; Metazoa; Chordata; Mammalia; Eulipotyphla; Talpidae. The record is from RefSeq and is a predicted model, not a curated record. Gene Ontology annotation, molecular function: carbohydrate binding. The transcript is spliced from 9 exons.
AUGGCUUUCAGUGGUGCCCAGCCCGUUACCUACAAGAACCCAGCUGUCCCUUUUUGCGGGCGAAUUCCAGGGGGUCUACAAGAAGGAAGCAAAAUCACUGUCAAAGGGACCGUUAUUUACUCCAAUGAAAACAGGUUUCGUGUGAACUUCCAGUCUGGCGACUCCGACAACGACAUAGCCUUCCACUUUAACCCACGCUUUGAGGAUGGAGGGUAUGUGGUCUGCAACACAAUGCAGAAUGGGUGCUGGGGGCAAGAGGAGAGGAAGAUGCCAAUGCCCUUUCAGAAUGGACAUUCAUUUGAGCUGUGCUUCCUGGUGAAGAGCUCAGAGUUCCAGGUGACAGUGAACGGGAGCUGCUUCUUGCAAUACUCACACCGCGUGCCCUACCACCGUGCAGACACUCUCUGUGUCAAUGGUUGCGUGCAGCUGUCCGAGAUCAGCUUCCAGGUACAGCUGGACCUCCAGGAAUCUCUGCAGCAGCCUGGCUUUGCCACUGGGAGGGCAGGGCAGGGUGUGGUGGAGAUUGUCAGACAGGACAAGAUGCCAUUUUGGAUUUUAUCACUUGCUGCUUGGAACGCUAUCAUCCCACCUAUGGUGUACCCCAACCCAACUUACACCCUGCCUUUCUUUGCUACCAUCCCUGGAGGGCUGUACCCAUUGAAGAACCUCGUCGUGUCAGGCACCGUCCUGCCCAGGACUCAGAGUUUCUACAUCAACCUGCGCUCUGGGGGUGACAUCGUCUUCCACCUGAACCCCCGAUUCAAUGAAAAUACCAUGGUCCGAAACACCCACAUCAACAGCUGUUGAGGGUCUGAGGAGAGAAACCUGCCCCCAAAAAUGCCCUUCACCCAUGGCCAAGGCUUCCAGGUGUGGAUCGUGUGUGAAAGAGGCUGCUUGAAGGUGGCAGUGAACGGUCAGCCCCUGUGUGAAUACAAGCACCGUGUGAAUGACCUGCGGGCCAUCGACACCGUGGAAGUGGGGGGUGACAUCCAGCUGACCCAGGUGCAGACAUAG